UUCCGCGCCAAUCCGCGGGACUUCCUGUUUGGGGUAGCGAGGAGGCAGGCAUGCUUGAAGCGUCAGCGCUGUGUUGACAUGGCCGCCACGUUGUGAGGUCCUUGAGUUGGAGCGUCCAUGCUUUUCGGAGCUGAUGUGUUUGUGUUUUGUUUUGCGUGGUUAACUAUGGCCCAGUUAUUGGCACAAGAGGACAAGGAGAAAACUACUGCACUGAAAGAUUUGCUCUCCAGGAUAGACUUGGACGAGCUGAUGAAGAAAGACGAACCUCCCCUUGUCUUUCCCAAAACCCUGGAGGAGUUUGAAUAUGCUUUUAAUGAACAUGGACAACUGCGACACACGAAAACCGGAGAGCCGUUUGUCUUCAACCACAAGGAGGAUCUGCACAGAUGGAACCAAAAAAGAUACGAGGCACUGGGAGAGAUCAUCACACAGCACGUCUACGAGCGUCUGGAGCAGGACUGUGGCCUGAGGAGACAGACGCUCCCCGUGGAUGCCACGGAAGACGAGCCGAAGACCUUCAUGUACAUGAGCGAGGACGCGCUGAGCAACCCGUCGCGGCUGCUGAUAUUGAUCCAGGGCAGUGGGGUGGUGCGCGCGGGUCAGUGGGCGCGCCGCCUCAUUAUCAACAACGACCUCGACAGUGGCACUCAGAUCCCGUUCAUCACCAGAGCCAUAGAGGAGGGCUACGGGGUGGUGGUGCUGAACCCCAACGACAACUUCCUGGAGGUGGAGAAGGCCGAGGAGCCCGGCGGCGGCGAGGCGGCACCGGACGGCUCGGACGAGCCGGCAGAGAAGCGCGAGCGUAAGGAGGAGCGGGAGAGCAAGAGGAGGACAGACUUCUACGAGAAGUACCGCAACCCGCAGAAAGAGAAGGAGACGGAUCGCAUCCCAAUACGGGGGAACAGUUCACCAGAGGAACACACACUCUAUGUGUGGGACCACUUCAUUUCCACAUCACUUGCCAAAAACAUCUUUGUGGUUGCACACAGUUAUGGCGGACUGUCUUUCCUGGAUUUGAUGAUCCAGAGAGAGGAGGAGGUGAAGUCGCGCGUGCGUGCUGUCGCCAUGACAGACUCCGUCCACAACGUGUGGCACCAGAAUGCCAACAGGUCCAUUCAGGGAUGGCUGAAGGAGCGCUGCUGUAACUGGGUGUCGAGCCCCGAGCCUCUGGACACGCCCGUGGAGCCCAUGUUGCCUGACUGCCUUCACCUCUCAGCAGGCACUGAGAGGCAUGAUCUGACAUCAUGGAGAAGCUUCCACUCCAUCUUCAGGUUCUUCAGCAAACACAUGGAACAGGAUGAAAGUGUGGAGCAGGACGAGGAGAAGGAGCCAGACGAUCGGGAAGUCUCCACCGCCACCCCAGUGUCCAUGCGCAGUUCCAACCGGGCCAGGCACGAGGACUUAUAGAACCUGCUGGAACCCUCCGGAACCUCCCACAGUCUCCACCCGGGCCCUUGCUCAGUUUCCUCUCUUUGCUUUUAAUGAAGAAAACAAAAACACAACCAAAUCCCUCCCUGGGGCCCUCCUCCCUGUGAUGUAUUGUCUGAGGCCCGGGACUCCAUGUGGGCGCGCCGUGUAUACAUCAGAAUAGCGUUUUGCAUUAUUUCUAGAUGAGCGCAACUGUCAAAGCAAUACGGCUCUGCUGUUCGGGCCUCCCCUGGGCUGCUGUCCAUGCCGCUGCUGGCUCUUCCGUGGCCAGAUUAAGGCUGACAGGCGGUUCUGCACAGCACCUUGCUGUGUGCCUCUAAUUGUCCUGACUUCACUCUGAACCGAGCUAAUGCCUGGAAAGCACACACACACACACACACACACACUCACCCCCCAGGUCCUAGAGCCCACCUACAAGCCGGCGCUGUGCAGACCUGUCGUUUCUGUUUGGUUUUUCCCGCUCUUGCCUUGACCUGGGUUAGAUAUGUAUCUGAAGGGCUGGUGUGCUGAGGAACAUCUCAUACUUCAGGUGCUGGAACUUGUGGGCAGUUCUGGAGUUUGUUUAGCACUACGCCACUAAAAGUACUCGCAAUAUGCUGUUAUUCGCUUUCAAAAAUCCCAUAUUUGACACAGGUUUUUCUUUGCCGCCUGCCUGUAAGGGAAAUGAAUGCUGAACGCCAAGUAAUAAUUUAAGCAGUCGCUUUACAAUUCUAGAAGCAUUUGUGGAAUUAAGACACUGAGUCUGAGGAUUUAAUGACAGCCAGGAACAGAAUUCUAUAGAUUUGAGGAAUUGUUUCAAGCUUUCACUUCAUUUUAAGUCACAUACCAAGAGCACAUUUUAGGGAUAUCUUUCAUAAGUGAGUUCAGCAAAUAUCUGCCUACCUGUGAGGACUGAAGGGUUAAUAUUAUCCAAAGUCUAGAAGAGAUUUAUGUGGAGGUUUUUUUUUGUCUUUUUUUUUGCUUUCCUCAUCAGAGCCCCGUUAUGUCUCGUGUUUUAACUCCACAUUGACAUCCUCUGCUUUCACUACAGCACACGUUGUCAUUUUCUUGGCAUAAACAAUAAGGCAUUGUCUUCAGAACAAUGCGGUAUUAGUCAAGGCUUAAAGAUACGCCGUGCAAAUGUGUCAGUACAUCACAGUUUUAACUAAAAACAAUUCAUCUACACACACACACGCACACUCUCUGCCCUAUCAUUUUAAAAUAGUGUCCUGUAGAUCUUUGGAGGUAAACUAUUUUAAUAUAUAAGUGUAAUUUGCAUAUUUUACAUGUAGUUUAACCAAAAUAAAUGAAUGAUGAGUGGAUAUUUGAGAACUUUUCUGACCUGAUCAGCAUUUGAUGACAUUUAAUAUACUUUUAAGAGUUUAGCUUGCAGCUGUUUUGACCAUGGACCAGGGCGUUUACGGUUUACCCUGGUCGAUCUCAGCAUAUGCGAACGCUAUAUAUUAAUUGCAAGAGGCUGCUCAUUACAGCUGAACUGGAUAUUAAAAUCCUUGGAUAUUGAAACGUGCAGUUUUAGGAAUAAAGAAGCUCAUCUGGCUCUCCCUUUUUAUUUCAUUCCUCUUUUCCUAGUUUAGCCUACUAAGCCAUAUGUGAAUUGGUCAUCAGCCUUAAACCAAAUCCAAAUAUACAUUUGAUAUGUAAAUGAUAAAUCUUAACAGUUACUAUUUUUAAUCAAGUGAUUUCUAUGUUUAUAUUGCGAAAUCAUAUUCAGUCUAAAAAUUGUUAGGUCUAUUAUUGCAGUGAUUACACUUAUUCAUGUUAUAUAAAUGGUUUGUGAGUUUUCCAUUUUCCUGUCCUUUUUUCCCGUUAAACUUGGUGGGGGCAGUUUUCAUAUUGCUUGUACGGUCGUCCCGAUUUGACACAACUAUUUUGUAGUCGUCAUCUCAGUCCGUCUUUAAAGAAUUUUGCCUUUAAAUAAUUUUGUCCUGAUCAUACAUGGCCGUAAUCCACUUAAUUUAUUUCCCUUGUUUCUUGCAACUAUCUGCAAAUAUGGCUGCUGCCGAAUAAAUUCUUUUUAAUGACACAAUA
Molecule: messenger RNA, 3456 nt
Organism: Electrophorus electricus (electric eel)
Lineage: Eukaryota; Metazoa; Chordata; Actinopteri; Gymnotiformes; Gymnotidae
Gene: arb2a
Product: ARB2 cotranscriptional regulator A
Biological process (GO): regulatory ncRNA-mediated heterochromatin formation
Cellular component (GO): nucleus
Molecular function (GO): siRNA binding
Source: RefSeq, a predicted model, not a curated record